AAUUAUAAACAUUGCUACAGGCUGUCCCACCCUGAUCAGGCAAUAUAAACUCAGUGUAGACAGCCUGGAGAAAUCAAGUGGAGGUUCCAGGCACCCAGGAUUUGCAGCAAGGACCAGUAACCCCUGCUUGCAAGAAUGUGCUCCCUCCCCAUGGCAAAAUACUACAUAAUUAAGGAUGCAGAGCAGAAGGCUCUGUACAUGAGAGAUGGCCAGUUCCUGGUGGGAGAUCCCGAUGCAGACGACUGUCAUGCAGAGACCAUCUGCAUACUCCCCAACAGAGGCCUGGAACGCACCAAGUUCCCCAUCUUCUUGGGGGUCCAGGGAGGUAGCCGUUGCCUGGCAUGUGUGGAGACAGGGGAGGGGCCUUCCCUGCAGCUGGAGGAUGUGAACAUCGAGGACCUGUACAAGGGCGGAGAAGAGGCCACCCGCUUCACCUUCUUCCAGAGAAGCUCGGGCCCUGCUUUCAGGCUCGAGGCUGCUGCCUGGCCUGGCUGGUUCCUCUCUAGCUCCUCUGAACCCCAUCAGCCCAUGCGACUUAGUAAGGAGAGUGAGCCCUCAGCCCGCACUGAGUUCUACUUUGAACAGAGUCGGUAGGGAGGCAGGAAGCUGGGUUCUGGCCUGGUGCUCCCAAACCAAGCUCAUCCUACUGAGGGUUGAGCAGAAUAAUGGCCCCCUCAAAGAACUCCACAUCCUGAUCUCCAGAACCUGUGAAUAUGUUACCUUACCUGGCAAAAAAAGGGACUUUGCAAAUGUGAUUAAGUGAAGGCUAAUCCAUCCUGGGUUAUCCCAGUGGACCCUUCAUGAUUAAUCAUCAGGGUCCUCAUAUGAGGGAGGCAGGAGGGUGAGAGUAAGAAAGAGAAUGGAAGAUGCAAUGCUGCUAACUUUGAAGAUGGAGGAAGGGGCUGUGAGCCAACGAAUGCAGGUGGUUCCUAGAAGCUGAAAAAGGGCAGGGGAUGCAUUCUCCCCUACAGCUUCUAGAAGAAACACAGCCCUGCCAACUUGAUUUUAGUCCAGUGAAGCCCAUUUCAGACUUCUGACCUCCAGAA
Odocoileus virginianus texanus is the source of this 1046-nucleotide messenger RNA. RefSeq names its product interleukin 1 family member 10 (gene IL38). Gene Ontology annotation, biological process: inflammatory response to antigenic stimulus; positive regulation of gene expression; cytokine-mediated signaling pathway. NCBI's taxonomy places the organism in Eukaryota, Metazoa, Chordata, Mammalia, Artiodactyla, Cervidae. The record is from RefSeq and is a predicted model, not a curated record. Gene Ontology annotation, molecular function: interleukin-1 receptor binding; cytokine activity.